This is a messenger RNA of Tetranychus urticae (two-spotted spider mite), 570 nucleotides long. RefSeq names its product Ribosomal protein LP1 (gene RpLP1). The record is from RefSeq and is a predicted model, not a curated record. Gene Ontology annotation, cellular component: ribosome; cytosolic large ribosomal subunit. Gene Ontology annotation, biological process: translational elongation; cytoplasmic translation. Gene Ontology annotation, molecular function: protein kinase activator activity; ribonucleoprotein complex binding; structural constituent of ribosome. Lineage: Eukaryota; Metazoa; Arthropoda; Arachnida; Trombidiformes; Tetranychidae.
CGUUUCCUUUUCUCCGCAACAUUAUCUCCAGCGUUGGUCUUGCAGUAAAUUGUAAUUAAGUUGAUUAACUUCGUUUUCUUGUUAUCGCAUUAACUGUUCAAGUUGUUUAACUUGUAAUUGUGAUUGUGUUUAAAUUAUUAGUUAAUUUUGUAAAUCCUAGUGUAAACCUUAUCAACAAUAAUUCAAAAUGGUCAGUGAAUUAGCCUGUUCUUAUGCCGCUCUCCUCUUGGCAGAUGACGAUAUUGCUGUUACAAGUGAGAAAAUCUCAACAAUCUUAAAAGCAGCCAAAAUCGACGUAGAACCCUAUUGGCCAACAUUAUUCGGAAAAGCAUUAGAAAGUGUGGACCUUAAAAAGUUGGUGACCAACAUUGGUUCUGGAGUUGGUUCAGCAGCACCCGCAGCAGCCGGUGGAGCCGCAGCACCAGCAGCCGGAAAAGCUGAAGAAAAGAAGGAAGAAAAGAAAGAAGAAAAAGAAGAAGAGGAAGAAGACGAUGACAUGGGCUUCGGACUUUUUGAUUAGAUAUUUUGAAAUAAAUGGAUUGAUAAUAAAUUUAAAUCUUUAACCAUUCA